CAGCCAGGCACAUGCCACUCGCGGUGGUCAGACGAAAAUUCGAUCUCGUUCAAUUUGUCCGACACUUGCACCGAUUCGGAAAGCGAGUUUGACGAACAAGUGCACUCAACACCGUAUCUACCAACGAACUCCAGUGGCACGUACACGAACGAUGAUCACAUUUCCAAGCCUAACGGAAAAGCACUCGAUGCACCGAGAGUAACAUUUAAUCAAACGUUAUAUAUUCACUCUGACAGAAGCCUGAAAUCCUGUUUGCAGAAAGGAUCGAUGCGAAGAGAAAUUGAAAACGGUUUCACACAAAUCGUACGGUUAACGAAAAAGAGAAACUGCUUGAGAGAGAAAAAUGAUCUGAAGAAUAACUAUAGCACGAGAUUCUGUACGUCGCGAUUUCCUACGAAAUGUGAGAAACAAAUAGCGUUGAAAGACAAAAUGUUUCUUGAAGAACGUAUGAAAAAUAGUAGAAACGCGCAGUCAGGUAAAAUUUGAAGGAAAUUUAACUUCUUUUCUUUCUAUAUUAUCUUUGUAACGUGUUUGAUAUAUUCCAAGGCAUACGAAGUAUUCUCCGUGGUACUAAGAGGUCAUACGAUCCCACGAAUAUCGCACAGGACGACAGAAGUAUUUGCAAAAGAAAGAAACUGAUUGAAAAUAGAAUCGUGAAGAAUAGACGUUUGCUAAAGUCUGUAGCAGAAAUGAUACGUGAGAUGAGUCUAGAAAUUCCUCUUCGAAUGGACUUCGAUUCGAUGCAAAGUAUCAAGAAUACAGUUGCAGAGACUGAUCUGACGAGAUUAGAAGGAGAAAAAGUACAAGCGAAAAACCUGAAAAAAAUUGAGAACAGUCAAGCAAUUAAGGUGGAAUUGCAAAGGCCAAUUUUUAAAAAGGCCAACGUGGAAAAAUUGUUGGACGACUCCAUGCGUGAAGCCGUGAAAAAAUAUAGAGCAUGCAGAAAUACGUGGGAUAGUAUAAAAAAAGAACAGUUUAUAAAAGCUUAACAAAAAAAAACAUUUUGUUUACUCCAAAUCAUGAACAUAGAGCAAUAUCGAAGCACACUUAUCGAUUGUCAAUAUCAUCAUCGAAUGGUGUCAUUUUUGAACGAAAGUUUGUCAACUAAAUUGAGAUGUAGAAAGAUUGACGCGACCAAAACAUGUUAAAGUAUAAAAAUAUACAAAUUUGUUAUUGAAAAGAUUCCACGAUGCGACAAAAGAAUGAUUAUGUAACUGUUUCGCAAAACGACAAACAAAUAAGUCAAAACGUAGAUCUCAUUACAAAUUCUAACUAUGGAUUAUCCGACAUCCAAGGAGACUUUAAAAUAUCGAAAAACGGAAAAUAUAAAUUGGAAGACUCGAACAUUGUAAAAACUAUUAAAACGCGCAAAUGGCAAAUUGUGUUAACCUCACCCGAUUGUUCGAUUAAAGAGCACUGUCAAGGUUGGCAGAUAUAUUCAAAAGAUCCAAAGGAAAUCGGAGAAGAAUCAAAGAUAAUUGUAAGAGUUUCCGAUUCUAUAAUGAUUACGAACGUAGAGCCUGUAAGAACCGCGAACGUCGAGAUUCUUUGCAACCGCGAUGAUCUCGACGAUCUACUGGAAGAAGAGGAGAAAGAAAACGUAAACACAUACGGCAAGAUCAUUCUCAGGGAAUACUUGAGUCUUCUCUCCGCUGAGGAUGCAAAGAUCAAUUUCAUUCUGAAGGUUCUGACAAAGGCGGUAAACGAACAUAAAAUUUUCGUGAUUUAUGGCACCUUCCCAGUGCUAAGGAAGCCUCUAGGAAGAAGAAACUGGAUAGAGAAAAGGUUCAUCAGAAGAAUGCUCUCAAUGUCACCGGAAAUCUCGGAAGCUGGCUUGGAAACGAUUGAAAAAUUAUUACGUUAUCCUGCUAAUUUUAUAUGGUCCACUAAUAAAAGAGUAGCGGUUAGAACAGAAGAAAGAACCAUAAUUAAUAAAUUCUCCGGGUGCUAUUUCACAUCAAAGAUCGAUAUGUGCAAUAAUCUAGAAAAUAUUUCUUGGUUCUAUGAAACUGGCGUGUCAAACGUACAAUUUCCACGAUGCUACAAUGUUUAUCAGCCUGUGCAGAUAAAGGAAUUCGUGCAAGAUUUUUACAUCACAGCUUGCAUGGGAAUUCUCAAGUGGUUCUUAUUCUUGGCCAGCAUCGCUGGACCAAAUGCUGUUUGGUCCCAAGACGGCACUGUCCCUAUCAAAGCAGUUUUAUUCGCUCUUGAACGUUGCGCGGAAUACAUAAGCAUCUGCGCGCACGAGGACAUAGAUGGACAGAGUUAUAAAGACAUAUCAAUUUCUAAUUGGAAUCAAUUUUUAUCGUGGUACGAAAGACUUUUGCAUAAACGAGAAAUAUUGGAGAAGAAUGAUGGCAUAGAUAUCGAAGAACUAUUACGAUUCACCGCAAAUAUGAUAAAAGAAAUGAUAGAGUGUCGUCCUCAGAGUCAAAUUGAUGGAAUGCGGAAUGUCUGGAUUUUAAAACCAGGUGACAAGAGCUUGGGUAAAGGUAUAAUUCUUAAGAAUUCAUUGCAAGACAUACUAAGCAAGAUAAAUCAAGCUGCUAAGGAAUGCAUGCAGUAUGUCGUACAAAAGUACAUAGAACGACCUCUACUCGUUUAUAAAACGAAAGUUGAUAUUAGACAGUGGUUCUUAAUAACCAGUACGCAACCUCUUACAGUCUGGAUGUACAAGGAUAUUCUGCUUCGUUUCGCGUCGAAAGAUUUUACUCUCGACAAUUUCCACGAAUCGAUUCAUUUAUGUAACACGACUGUGCAGUUGAAGUACAGAAAGACAAUAAAGCAGAACGCACAGAUACCCAGCGAACUUCACUGGAAUCUUCAGAAAUUCAAGGAAUACUUGAAAAAUACCGACCGAGAAUCAGCAUGGGAGGGACUCAUUAAACCAGGUAUCAAGCAAAAUUUAAUUGGCGCACUUCUGGCAUCCCAAGAAAAUAUGGUCAAUCGAAAAAACAGUUUCCAAUUAUACGGCGCUGAUUUUUUAAUAAUGGAUGACCUGUCGGUCUGGUUAAUCGAAAUAAAUACAAAUCCACGAUUGCAUCCUCCGAGCAGUACUGUUACCGAGGAACUUUAUCCAGAAAUAAUAGAAGAUACUAUUAAAGUGGUUAUAGAUCGUCGUAAAAAUAAAAAAGCUCCUCGUGGUAAGUUCGAGUGCAUCUUCAAACAACGCAGUCCAUUUUACGGGAACGUUCUAGGAAAAGGAGCGAGCCUUGGAAUUCGCGGCAAGGCACUACUUUCAACAGCAAAUUCACCUCGAAAACUAUAAAAAAAAAAACAUCAGCUUUUCAUAUAAAAAAGUAUUCCAGUAGGAUGACAAAGGACAAUUAAAUAAGAUUUAAUAAAAACGUUUAUUUUACAAGUAACAAUGUUUUUAGGUAUACAAUCCUAAAUGAACAGAUCUUUUUUCGAUAUAUCAAUACAUAUCUAUACACAAAUGCGCACAAGAUAUACUGGUUCAAGUCCAAGAUAUAAUGUUGCAUUCAUAUGUUUUGAUGCGUACAAAAUGAUCCAUUCAACAUUGCAUUUGUCUUUUCAUAUUCCUUACUUUAAUUUUGAUUAGAAAGAACAUGUUUACGUCAGUUUUUCUUUAUUUUUUGUUGACAAAACGAAUUCUAUAUUAGGUUCUAAAUGUAUGCAUAUUCCAUUACGAUUCUCGAUUUAGUAUACUAGGGAAACUAGCUCUUCUGUUACUAUUUCCCCGAAAUAGCUUUGUGUAUUAUGUGUUACAAAUGCACAAUAAUUAUCUAUUUACGUAGAAAAUUCUUUUAUGCACUUGCAUAGUUACAAAAUCUAUUUGGUCGUAUUCAUAAUGUGACCAUCUGAAAAUUUUCAACUGUUAUCGAGCUUAAAAACGCGAACGCUAUAAAUACGAUUCACGUUUCUUUAAUAUAUCUAACUGAAAUAAAAUUACUCUUUGUAGAGUAUAAUUACGAAGAAACGACAAUAUAUGAACUGCAUUUGCAAUUUGUAGAACACACCUAACUAGGCUAGACUACACCUUCGUCAAACAGAUCGAGCAUACCUGUACAAAAUGUAUACCGUUAUA
Bombus impatiens (common eastern bumble bee) is the source of this 4048-nucleotide messenger RNA. RefSeq names its product tubulin glycylase 3A-like. Gene Ontology annotation, biological process: cilium movement; protein polyglycylation; cilium assembly. Bases 1190 to 3268 code for a protein of 692 amino acids. Gene Ontology annotation, cellular component: cilium. Gene Ontology annotation, molecular function: protein-glycine ligase activity, initiating. Lineage: Eukaryota; Metazoa; Arthropoda; Insecta; Hymenoptera; Apidae. The record is from RefSeq and is a predicted model, not a curated record. The transcript is spliced from 11 exons.